CAGAGCCACGGAGCAGAAGCCGGAGACACUGAGCAGCUCCUCCGGGUUUAAUGCCUCCAGACAGGCUACGGCUUCCCAAAAUGAGACUCUGGGCACUCCUGCCAUUCCUGACCCCCUUCAUCUUCCCAUGGAGCAUCCAGGAGCCUGAGCUGGCAGAGGGGUUCUUUAUCAGAUCAUGCCCAAGAGUCAGAGUGAAGUGUGAAGUUCAAGAGAGGAACGAGUGCACAAGGCACAAGCAGUGUCCAGACAAGAAAAGGUGCUGCCUGUUCAGCUGUGGGAAGAAGUGCUUAGACCUCAGAGAUGAUGUAUGCAGUCUGCCACAGGAUUCUGGCCCCUGCUUGGCUUACUUUCCACGCUGGCGGUAUGACCAAGAAACUGAGCUCUGUACCCAAUUCAUCUAUGGUGGUUGCCAAGGGAAUGCGAACAACUUCCAAUCUGAAGGUAUCUGCACAGUUGUCUGCAAAAAAAACAACAUACCUUCCUGGAUAUAAUAAGGAUAAGCUUGAAGAAGCUCCGGGUCUUGGCUCUCAACUUGCGCUCUGGGUUGGCUGCUGUCUUAGCCACUCAGACUUCAGCUGCUCCCAAAACAACUCCAGAGUUUGUUCAUUCCCUCCUCGCACCCCAGCUUCUCUUCAAAUGUAAUGUCCUUCAACCUUUGACCCCCUUCUCAGUGUAAGGCCCCAUCACCUCAGCUUUCAGGGCUCUUGUUUAUUCCUGUGAAGGCUCUAGUU
This is a messenger RNA of Meriones unguiculatus (Mongolian gerbil), 731 nucleotides long. Its product is annotated as WAP four-disulfide core domain protein 6A-like. The record is from RefSeq and is a predicted model, not a curated record. The coding region runs from base 51 to 491 and encodes 146 amino acids. Gene Ontology annotation, molecular function: serine-type endopeptidase inhibitor activity. Gene Ontology annotation, cellular component: extracellular region. The transcript is spliced from 4 exons. Gene Ontology annotation, biological process: negative regulation of peptidase activity. NCBI's taxonomy places the organism in Eukaryota, Metazoa, Chordata, Mammalia, Rodentia, Muridae.